CUAUGGAGAUCGGAGGGGCACUCGUUCUGCGGAAAAGGCAAGUUCUGAUUAUCUUUGUUUUACUGGGAUUGUCUCAGGCAGGUCCUGAGUCUGUGCGCUAUUCUGUGGCAGAGGAAACAGAAAUUGGCUCUUUUGUGGCCAAUCUGGCAAGGGAUCUGGGGCUUGGGGUGGAGGAGCUCUCUUCGCGGGAGGCGCGGGUAGUGUGUGAUGAUAAUGAAAAGCAUUUGCACCUCGAUUUGCUGACCGGGGAUUUGCUCGUAAAUGAGAAACUGGACCGGGAAGAGCUGUGUGACUCCACGGAGCCCUGUGUGCUGCAUUUUCAGAUGGUACUGGAAAACCCUUUACAGUUUUUUAGGGCUGAGCUGCAUAUCAAAGAUAUAAAUGAUCACUCCCCUACAUUUCUUGACAAGGAAAUAGUUAUUAAAAUAUCAGAGAGUACCAUUAUUGGAACCACAUUCCUAAUGGAGAGUGCCCAAGAUUUGGAUGUAGGAAGCAACAGUCUCCAAAACUACACAGUUAGCCCGAAUUCUCACUUCUACAUUAAAAUUCAAGACAGUGGUGAUGGAAAGAUAUACCCUGAACUGGUCCUGCACAGAGCGUUGGACCAUGAGGAGGAGCCUGAGCUCAGAUUAACACUCAUAGCACUGGAUGGUGGAUCCCCGCCCAGGUCUGGGACAACUUCGGUCCUCAUCAAGGUCUUGGACAUCAAUGACAAUGCCCCAGAGUUUCCUCAGAGGCUCUAUGAGGUGCAGAUCCUGGAGGACACACCUGUUGGCUCUUGGAUUAUCACCGUCUCUGCUAAGGAUUUGGAUGCAGGAAACCAUGGGAAAAUAUCUUACACAUUUUUUCAUGCAUCAGAAGAUAUUCGUAAAACAUUUGAAAUCAAUCCACUAUCUGGGGAAGUUCAUUUGCGAUCACACUUGGAUUUUGAAGCAAUACAGUCAUACAUUAUAAAUAUUCAGGCAACAGAUGGUGGGGGUCUUUCGGAAGAAUGCACUCUUCUGGUUAAAGUAAUAGAUAUAAAUGACAAUCCACCAGAAGUGACCAUGUCAUCAAUUACAAAAAUAAUUCCAGAGAACGCCUCAGAGACCCUUGUGGCUCUUUUUAGUGUCCGAGACCAAGACACUGGGGAAAAUGGGAGGGUCGUUUGCUCUAUUCAAGAUUACCUCCCAUUUUUUCUGAAACGGACCUUCAAGAACUUUUUCACUCUAGUUGCAGAAAAAGCACUGGACAGAGAGGAAAGAGCCGAGUACAACAUCACCAUCACCGUCACUGACAUGGGAACCCCCAGGCUGAAAACCGAGCACAACAUAACCGUGCUGGUGUCCGACGUCAACGACAACGCCCCCGCCUUCACCCAGACCUCCUACACCCUGUCCGUCCGCGAGAACAGCAGCCCCGCCCUGCACACCGGCAGCGCCUGCGCCACAGUCAGAGACGCGGGCGCCAACGCCCAGGUCACCUACUCGCUGCUGCCGCCCCUCGACCCGCACGUGCCCCUGGCCUCCCUGGUGUCCAUCAACCCGGACAACGGCCACCUGUUCGCCCUGAGGUCCCUGGACUACGAGGCCCUGCGGGCGUUCGAGUUCCGCGUGGGCCCCGCCGACCGUGGCCCGCCCGCGCUCAGCAGCCAGGCGCUGGUGCGCGUGCUCGUGGCGGACGACAACGACAACGCGCCCUUCGUGCUGUACCCGCUGCAGAACGCCUCGGCGCCCUGCACCGAGCUGGUGCCCAGGGCGGCCGAGGCGGGCUACCUGGUGACCAAGGUGGUGGCGGUGGACGGCGACUCGGGCCAGAACGCCUGGCUGUCGUACCAGCUGCUCAAGGCCACGGAGCCCGGGCUGUUCGGCGUGUGGGCGCACAAUGGCGAGGUGCGCACGGCCCGGCUGCUGGGCGAGCGCGACGCGGCCAAGCACAGGCUGGUGGUGCUGGUCAAGGACAACGGCGAGCCGCCGCUGUCGGUGUCGUCGCUCUUCCUCUUCUCGGUGCUGGUGUUCGUCGCGGUGCGGCUGUGCAGGAGGGACGGGGCGGCCUCGGUGGGUCGCUGCUCGGUGCCCGAGGGCCCCUUUCCGGGCCACCUGCUGGACGUCAGCGGCACGGGGACCCUGUCCCAGAGCUACCAGUACGAGGUGUGUCUGACGGGAGGUACUGGGACAAAUGAGUUUAAAUUUCUGAAGCCGAUUAUCCCUAAUCUUCCAGUCCAAGACACCGGUAGGCAUAUAGGGGAAAAUGAGAACUUUAGGAAUAGCUUUGGAUUCAACAUUCAAUAA
Messenger RNA from Physeter macrocephalus (sperm whale), 2270 nucleotides. RefSeq names its product protocadherin beta-14. Gene Ontology annotation, biological process: homophilic cell-cell adhesion. Lineage: Eukaryota; Metazoa; Chordata; Mammalia; Artiodactyla; Physeteridae. Gene Ontology annotation, molecular function: calcium ion binding. The transcript has 2 exons. Gene Ontology annotation, cellular component: plasma membrane. The record is from RefSeq and is a predicted model, not a curated record. The coding region runs from base 3 to 2270 and encodes 755 amino acids.